This is a messenger RNA of Penicillium verhagenii, 1680 nucleotides long. Its product is annotated as translation initiation factor eIF2B subunit gamma. The record is from RefSeq and is a predicted model, not a curated record. Gene Ontology annotation, molecular function: guanyl-nucleotide exchange factor activity; translation initiation factor activity. The coding region runs from base 1 to 1680 and encodes 559 amino acids. NCBI's taxonomy places the organism in Eukaryota, Fungi, Ascomycota, Eurotiomycetes, Eurotiales, Aspergillaceae. The transcript has 2 exons. Gene Ontology annotation, cellular component: guanyl-nucleotide exchange factor complex; eukaryotic translation initiation factor 2B complex. Gene Ontology annotation, biological process: cytoplasmic translational initiation.
AUGGCACCACAGCCUAUUUCUGUGCCCCAAAGUGGGUUCCAGGCUCUCAUUCUGUGUGGACCUGGUGCCUCCUUGAAUACAUUCACUGCGAAUCCGGAGGAAUAUCCAAAAUGUCUCAUUCCAGUGGGGAACAGAGUGAUGCUCUAUUAUCCAAUGACCUAUGCACUACGUGCAGGAAUCACAGAUAUCACAUUGAUCACACCUCCUUCCUCUCUCGCUCCUAUCCAAGCCGCCUUGCAACAAAUUCCGCAUCUCACGGCCCUUCCUUCUCCCCGCGUGAUUGCUCCGAAGGGCCUCGAGAUGACAAUGGGAACUGCUGAGCUUCUACGUCUACCCGAAGUGCAAGCCUGCAUCAAAACCGAUUUCGUUCUUCUCCCCUGUGAUCUAGUUUGCGACAUCCCUGGUGAAUCACUGAUAGAGGCAUGGAUGGUAUCUCAGGGUGCCCUCGGUGGCAGCACAUUGACAGAGGGUAAAAACGCACACGGCCCGGUCUCAUCAGGACCUGGUGGAGAGCAGGGUGGCCGCCGUGGUGGUCUCAGUGUGUUCUAUCAAACACAAGGUCGAGAGGAGAGUGUCAAGGGUGAAUCUACAGACUUCGUGGCGGUUGCACCCUUGGAUCAGCAUAACGAUGAGCGCCCUGCUGUAUCGCAUCUAAUCGAUGGGCCGGAAUCUGUGCGGUCGAAUUUGUCGAAACUGGUCCUCUCGAUGCCAAUGGAUACCCUCAAGGAAAACAUGGAGCUUGACAAGGGCUACCUCACCCGCCAUUCUCUUGUCGAGCAACACCCUAACGUGAAGAUGCUGACUACAUACCGUGAUGCCCACCUCUAUAUCUUCCCGUACUGGGUCAAGGAUUUUGCUCGCCACGAAAAGCUUGAAUCCAUCAGCGAAGAUCUUCUAGGCUACUGGGCCAAAGCUGGGUGGCAGAAAGGCCUUUCCGACAAGCUUGAAAUGCAACAGUUCUUUCCGCAAGAGAACCAUAUCCAGAGUGAGAGUGGAAGUCAAGAUGGCGAGUCCUUGGAGGACGAAAUCGACCUUCGAAGCCUGAGUACCACCAAGGUUGGCUCAAACUUUGAUGAUUCCCAAUCCUCUGUGUAUUCGUCCCAUGCCAAGGCGUCCUCCGAGCCAAGCGAUGUGCCCUCCAUCCUUGCCUAUGUACAACGAGGAUCUUCACCAUUUGUCCGUCGGGUUGACAGCACUUCGAUUCUCUUGUCUACGUCCCUUCGUCUAGCUAAGCUAGAAUCAAUCGAGGAAGCCGGUGAUAAGGCUUCGCCUUUUGCGCAUAACCAGAAGAUUGCGCACCCUGCUGGUGUGGCCCAACGAUCUACCGUUACAAAGAGUGACUGUCUUCUCGGAGAAAACGUCACAGUGGAAGAAAAAUGUGUCAUCAAAGAAUCCGUCAUUGGAGCCAACUGCCACAUUUCGACAGGUGCACGGUUGACACGCUGUCUUUUGAUGGAUGGCGCGGUUGUUGGCCCUCGCGCUGUUCUUAGUGGUUGUGUAAUUGGUAAACGAGCAAAGAUCGGUCGUGAGGCCCAGCUUAAGGACUGCGAGGUUCAGGAUGGCAACGUUGUCGAAGACGAGGCUGAUGCCAAGAAUGAAAAGUUCAUGGUUUUUGAAGGCCUGGACGAGGAAGAAGGUAUGGAAGACUUUGACGAGGAAGACGAUGAAGAUGAGCUGUGA